This is a messenger RNA of Phaeodactylum tricornutum CCAP 1055/1, 1665 nucleotides long. RefSeq lists its product with no specific name. Lineage: Eukaryota; Bacillariophyta; Bacillariophyceae; Surirellales; Neidiaceae. The transcript is spliced from 2 exons. Bases 1 to 1665 code for a protein of 554 amino acids. The record is from RefSeq and is a predicted model, not a curated record.
AUGAUAGCGUGUAUUCGUCGCACACAAAGUCAAAACACGGCCGAGAUUAUCCAGCCUGACUACGAAAGCAUGGUGGGGGAAACAUUUUGUGUUGCAUGGUUUCACCCAGGCGGUGUACAAGAAGUCGACGUAGCCUUGAAUGUUAAGGAUGAUGUUUACGUGGCUGAGUUGGGCGAUGCAUUUCCUACUAACAUAAGCAGCCAGUCAAGAACCCAGCUGAAAAGAGAUAUUGAUGCUCCCAGUCGUCGUGACGAAGUGGAAAGCCAGAUUGUGCACAAUCAAGGUCCACCCUCGAUGUUGCCGAUCCGGAAAGAUACGCUAUUUGUGCUGUUGAGUGGCAAGGCUAUCUCUUUUGGAUAUACCAAGGGCUUCCUCAUGGAUGUUUUUCGCUUGGCGAUGCAAGAGAACGAUGCUGAAGAUGUUGGCUUUUUGAAUACGCAUAUCAACUUGUCCUCACCAUAUAGCCCAACCUUUGCCGUGCGUGGAGCUGUCGUUGCACGUCCAGAAAGUUAUUGCAUGUGCGUGCUUUCCGAAGGAAGAAGCAAUAGCGAAACCGAGGAAGAUGAGUCCAACGGAGAGCUCAUUCUUAUCCAGCAACAAGAAGCCCAGAUUUCGCGCUUUUGUCGACAACAGCGCAACUGUGAGUUGCGCAGGGAAGUUCUACCUCGGGUCAUCCAACCGUCUCCUUUUACAGUUGGACGAAAGCAGCGCUGCGUUCAAUUUCUCAACGCCAAAGGGAGCCAUGCGGUGUGCAUGAUGACACCUCCGUUUGAUUGUGGCCCAGUAGAAGGCCCGAUCACAAUUUUUAUCAUUGGAAUAGCUACCGAAGACGGGUGCUUUGUAUCCGGUCUUUAUCACCGUUUUGAGCUCGGUCAUUUACACCCCGAAGACUCUACGAUUGAAGAAACUGAGAUGAGCCCCGUGUGCAUGGCUACAUCUCUCUAUGCAGCUCAAUAUAUCGAGGACACAGGAUCGCCAGUGUCAUAUUCGUUAAAUUCGUACAACGACGAAAGAAGUUCAUCAAACCAUAGUUCCGGAGAAUCUAUUUCCAAAUGCAAUUGCGUCAUGCAAGGAUCAACGGAGAAACUUGCAUGUACUGCCGAACUUGAAGACGAUGCCCAGAUUGUUCGCGGGAAAUCAGGACCUGGUCGUUGGCACUGCUAUACUUUCGUUGCCGAUGGUUGCGAAAGCUCUAUCCGGAUUGACGGUGUUCCUGAGCCCAUGUCUAUUCAGAUAGGUACAGAGAUAAGACGGAGAGAGGUGUUGGAUGGUCUCACCAUUGGGUCCGACCACUGUUUCAACGUAUCCUUGUGCUGUGGGCACGGGUCCGGUGGAGAAGGCGAAGGUGCUAUUGCGGAGAUCGCAGUCUUUCGGGGAAUCCUUGAUCCAUUGGAUGUGCAAACUCUUGAACACAGGCUGAUGAUCAAACACGGUAUUCCUCGACCUUCGGGAGUGUUGUGGAACGAGACCAACUUUGAGCGAUACGCACACGCUUUGUACACGGACCCCCGUGCUCCACAAUGGACUGAGCAUGUGCCGUUGAGGUUUAUGGCGAGACACCGCUCUGUUGCUUGGAGCCAAAGGAAUCCAGUUACCGGCCGCAACAUGCAGAUUAGCAAAAUUGGAUGCCAUGCGUCUGUAGAGUCGAGUGACUGGGACGACUGA